Messenger RNA from Phoenix dactylifera (date palm), 4592 nucleotides. The record is from RefSeq and is a predicted model, not a curated record. NCBI's taxonomy places the organism in Eukaryota, Viridiplantae, Streptophyta, Magnoliopsida, Arecales, Arecaceae.
CAAGGUCUUCCACCCCACCACGCUCCCUUCCCCCUUCUCCCUUCUACUUUCCACCCCCCACGUCUCCUUAUUAUUAAGUCAUAAUCUCGCCCCCUUCUCUCAAUGGAUUCUUCCUCUCAUUCCCCACUCCUUGUUCGAUCCCUCUAAUCCUUGCCCAGUCCCCAGCAAUGGCUCUCCAUCCCAUUAUUAAUCCCUCCCCUGCUCCUCCAUCUCUCCUCUCCUCCCCCAUGCCGCCCUCCGGUCCCAGCCCGGCCCCGCGGCCCCGCGCCGAGCCGCCCCUUCCCCCGGUUUCCGCCUCCGUCCCGGACCCUGAUCGGAUCCCAUAUCAAACCACGAACCCAUCAUGGCCGAAUCCAGCCGGACCGAGCAGAUCAUCACCCAAUUCUAUCUCAAGGCCCUCCACGCCGUCCUCGGCUCCCGGAUCCCCCACCUCCACGGCGACCCCUCUUCCUCCGCCGCCGGCCUCCGCGCCCGCAAGCGCGACCGCUGGUUCAACCUCGCCCUUGGCGACCUGCCCCCCGCCCUCGACCAUCCCCACCACAGCGUCAUGGACCCCAUGAUCAUCGACGUCAUCCUCACCCCCCGCGCCGCCCCCGCCGCCGCUGCCGAGGUCGUCAUCGAGCGCUGGACCGCCCAGUGCGAGUCCCCGGCCGCCUCUUGGAACCACACCUCUGACAGCUCCUCCUGUUUUCUCUAUCGAAGGACCUACAAGAAAUCGAUCCUCCUCCUCCGAUCCCUGUAUUCCUUCCUCCGCCUCCUCCCCGCCUACCGUGUUUUCCGAAUGCUUUGCUCCUCCAACCAGUCCUAUAAUUACGAUCUCAGCUAUAGAGUGUCGUCCUUCGCGGAAGCCGUUCUCGAGGGUGGAAGAGAGGGAUUGAAGCUGCACAGCUUCACCCCGGUGGAGACUCAGUUCGGCCAACUCGUCGUGUCGGUCCAGUACCGCCCGACCCUCUCGGACUUCAAUCUCGAGGUCUCGUCCCUGCUGCCGCGGAUGAUCAUAACUGAUUACGUCGGUAGCCCGGCUGCGGAUCCCAUGAGAGCCUUCCCUUCUCUCCCCGCCCUUCUCACUGUCGCCGACUCCGUCACCGCCGGCACAUGGCAGCAGUUAUCUGGCAGUCUCCGUCUGCGCUCUGAAACUUUGCCGGUGAGCAUACCACAGCCGCUUACCGGGAAGAGUCAGGUGCAUCGCAGUCCUAAUCUUUCGGAUCCGCCCCGAAGCUUCUUGCCGCCGCCAUCUCCGAGGAGCACGAGGACGGAUCUUUCGUCUCAGAAUUCACCUUUGGAGAGUAGAUCUUUUAGAAAAUCGGAAGGGUUAAGGAUUGGAGAUAUCUACUCAAACUUGCAAUUGUUUACAGCUCAGAAGGUUUUUAUGAGCCUUAAGGAUGGUAGGGAUGAUUCUGGAAGGUUCUCCAGUGUGUUGUCUUCUGGUGGUUCACCUAGGCUUGGGUUUUCAAGAAGCUCAAGCAGAUUGUCGAUCCAGGAUGAUCUUGAUGAUGGUGACUUCUCUUGUCCUUUUGCUGUGGACGAUGUUGACACAUCAGAUUCUCAGACUAGGUACUUCUCCAUUCUUCAUUCUGGGUUAUUAUGGUGAUUUUCUAUGAUUCAGGUGGUUGAUCCGUGAGUAAUUAUUUAAUUUUUUGGGUAACUUGAAUAAUUUGAUCUACUAUCUUAUGCUUUUCUAAAUGGAUCCCAAUAUCAAGCUGCUAUCUGAGUAUAUUCAAUUUUCUGCUGCACGAUUGCUUUGCGAGUUGGUUAUGAAGUCUUGGUUCUCCCUCAAUACAUACUAGACAAGAUACCUCAGUCAAAGCAAAUAUUUGAAGUUUUGAACCUUUUUUUUUGGAGUAAGCACACCUGGAGAAAUUGUUAAAAAUCUGAAAUGCUGUGUAGAGUUGUUCAUGAUGGUUGAUAUUGGAAAAUAUCAGCUUUACAGGGGUUAAAUAUCAAAAGGCUCAUCUCAGAAGUUGUUUGACUGAUUCAGAAAGCUAAGAAAGGCUUUGGUUUUAGAUGGCGAAACUAAUGAUAGAACUAACACCAGAUGUUUAAUCUUCACGAUGAAUGUUGAGCACUUCAAUUAACUAAUGUCAAAUCACUAAUUUUAAGGUUAAAUUUGAACUUUCCUUAUUCUUUUUCACGGUGAAUUAGAGGUUAUGAUUUCACUGUCAAAUUUACGAAGAUAAAUGAAUGUAGUCUGGAUGAAGCUUAAUGUAGAUAUACUAUAUGCUCAUUUCAUUUGGAGUGUGGAGUUUAUGUGAACCCUUAGGGGAGGUUAGGCUGCUUGAUUGGUGCUGAAACGUUGCAACAAUUUCUGUUGAUACACUAAAUUAACCUAUGCUAUAUGUUAUAUGAAGUUGGUUGACAUAACUUGCUAACACCACUGAGAUUCCAUCUUGAAGACUUGUCCCUUUAUGUUGAUCUCUCAACAUGUGAAGAAGCUGGCAUGGGGAAAUUCUCGCUAUCUUCACUGGGUUCUAGAACAUGUUUGAUAAGUCAGAUGAUUGUUUUUGAGUCAUAUUGAAGGCGGGUGGUUUGGACUAUAAAAUCUUCUAGUCAGCACUACAAUCUUAUUGACAUAAUUAAAAAUUGAUUUUUGUAUCAAGUUAAGCAAAUUUUAUAAUAUAUAGUUUAGUGCAUAAAAUCUCAUUCAUUUAAAAAAAUAAAGUAAUUUAAGCAUCGUAAUUAAUUAUUACAACCAUAAUUGCUGCAACUAAGACGUAAUCCUAUAUAAUUUUAUAAGUAACAAAACUGAAUUUAAAGUCUUAAUAAAAAAACAAGAAAGGUGAAGGAGGUUUUCUCUCUGGAUGGCAUUUCCAGCACCUAAAGUAGCAGUAUGGUUUCUAUUGUGCCUGAAAAGGGUCUUUGUAAAACAGAGGAUGGAUUGAUAAAGGUAUAGGGGUGAGAUGUGGAUUGAUGCAGAUCACUUGGGCCAUAAAGCAUGAUGGAUGGCUUAUAUGGAUUUAAAAUCCAAUGGUCUUAAAAAGACCGCUCGAGAUCUGAUCCGAAAGUUUCUAUGUACUGUGAGAUUUCUUUUAAUUUUUCCCCUAGGGGGAGAUGGGAAAGAAUUCUACUUGAAGAAUUUUAAGAUAUACCCCUUUUAGCAACCAUGAAAUGGAUUCUGUAGAGAGAUAGAGGGAUCUGGUGAUGAGAGAAAAUUUCCAAAAUAAGUAAAGAGAAGAGUGCAUGUGAGAGUUUUUUAAGGAGUGAUGGUGUGUCGUAGUGAAAAAGAAAGAUUUAAGGAGAAAAGAAGCAGAGGAUAGAAAGGAAAGAUUUUGCAGAGAGAGCCCUCUUAAGCUGGGACAAUUAGGAGAAACUUUAGGAAUGUUGGGGCGUGGAGGAACGCAUAAGGUGAGGAAACUGGGGGUUGUGAUCUAGGAAGCAACAUGUCUCCUCAACAAAAAAACUUGGAGCUAGCCAAGGGGGCUGGCUGAGAGGGUAAUUGGGUGACCCAGCUUUUCAGGAGGUAAAACCACCUAAAACUUUUUAUGAGAUCCUCCCUGGAUUUUCUUCAUUUCCAUCUAAAACAUGUACAAUUUAAGGCUGCAUGCUGGCAUUUACAUUUAUGUAGCCACAUGGAUGAGCUUGUAUUUGCUGUAUGUUACUUAUCACUUUGUAAUACAAAUGUUACAGAUGUUAUACCAACUCAUUGAAUUUGGUGAGAACGGAUCUAUUUUAUGAAUAAUGUUCAUUUAUUUACAGCAUAUAUCUACCAGAUGAAUACAUCAUAGCUAAACAUAUUGUGGUUUUGUAUUGAAUUCUGAUGUAAUGAGUUCAAUUAAGAGCUCCAUAUUAAGGCUGAAAUGAAGCUUGAGUUUGAAAUGUGGUACAAAAGACAAGAAUGCUGUUUUUUUGUUGGGAAAUUGGUAAACAUAUCGAAGGUGUACCAUGAAGAUAUGCAUUGGUGCUAAAUGCUUAAAUGGUCUUUUGGUGUUUGUUUCAAAUGGUUGAGUAAAUCAAUGCAAUUUUCAAGUUGAAUUCUGCAAGUUGCAUUGUUUAAAUUUAAGUUUAAGUAUGUUUAGGAUGGAUUCACAAUUUUAUGCUUUUUUGGAUGUGACUGUCGUCGUAAACUGUCAGAAUAAUUUUUUUGUGUUUAGAAGCCUUGGAACACUUUGCAUAGGAGCAGUUUUUAGAUGUUAUCUAGUUAGCCUUGGGAUUUUAUGUUGAUGAUCAUUUAAAUAUAGAGAUAUUAAUUGCUUAUAGAUUCUAUCUAAAAAUGGGUAUGCUUAGGAUGAAUUUAAAAUAUUAUCCAAACAUUUUUUUUGAGGAUCUGUGCAAGUGUGUGCUCAAUCCCACCUCUAUUGUUGGCUUGGAAGAUCUUCGGUAUUUAAGUAAGUGAAGGACCACAAAACAUAACUUUGGUUAUCCUGUUUGGGUGAGCUCCUGAGUCGUCACUAAUGGCAUUAGAGUAGACCUGCCCCAUGGCCUCUAUGGACUAGGCAAUACUAUCACAUGGGUCUUUUUAGUGCCAACCAAGAGUCGAUUGUGGUGUUUGUGAUUUUGAUUUUAUCCUUUCUUCAAUAAGGAUGUAAGUGCUUAAACAGGGAGUGUGUGAGAGCCCGUGCAGGUGUGUCUAAUCUCAUAUUGUUUGUUUGAUAGGA